Molecule: messenger RNA, 2016 nt
Organism: Marmota monax (woodchuck)
Lineage: Eukaryota; Metazoa; Chordata; Mammalia; Rodentia; Sciuridae
Gene: Cracr2b
Product: calcium release activated channel regulator 2B
Exons: 11
Coding region: 350-1762 (470 amino acids)
Molecular function (GO): calcium ion binding
Source: RefSeq, a predicted model, not a curated record
GAAGCCCCUGAAGAGAGGGUGUUGGAGUGGAGACCUGACUUAGCUGACUGUGAGCCUAGUUCUACCAGGCUCAGUGCCUACCUGCCCCUCCCAGUAGGCGUGGGUCAGUUGUGGUGGCAGCCCCCAGCCAACAAUAACGGUGGUGGGACCUGGGGCAGCAGGACUGGGUGAGCCGGCCAGGCAGGUCCCUGGUCUGUGUGCCAGGGGCCACCCCCUCUUGGUCUCCAGGUAGUGUCCUAGAGGCCCAGCCUGUUGUUCCACUUGAGAAGCAGAGGCCACAGGGCCCCCAGCAUUGUGUGACAAUCAGGCCAGCCCUCCAGCACCCAACAGCGGCAAGGUUCCUGUUUUCAUGGCUACUGGCGGGCCAGGGGCUGGGGAAUCCCAGGAGGAGGAGGAGGAGGAGGAGGAGGGGGCCUCCACUGGACAGCAGGCUGCCACGCUGCAGCAGGCCCAGGAGCUCUUCUUGUUAUGUGACAAGGAAGCCAAAGGCUUCAUCACCCGGCAGGACCUGCAGGGCCUGCAGAGUGACCUACUCCUCACACCUGAGCAGCUGGAGGCUGUGUUUGAAAGUCUGGACCAGGCCCACACUGGCUUCCUCACUGCCCGGGAGUUUAGCUUGGGCUUGGGGAAGUUUGUGGGGGUGGAGUUGGCUCAGGGCAUGCAACCCUCCUGGACUACUGAGGAAACCUUUGAAUCGGGCUGGUCAGAGGUGCAGGGCACCAGGGGUUCUCUGGAGGAGGAGGAGGAGCAGGAAUUCUGCACUGCACUGGAGCGGCUGGGAGUGGCCCGGGUCUUGGGCAAAGUCCCUGGGCCUGAUCAGGCCCAGCCAUCUGUCAGCCCGCCAGGCGUGAUUUCCCGCAGAAUUUGCAUUCCAGGACAAAGCAGUCUCAGCUUCGGGGAGGGGAGGCACUGGGCAUGUGGCAUGCUGGGCUGUCCACAUACAGUGCCACUUCAUGGUACCCAGCCACAGAACCCGGGCAGGAUGAGAGCACUCACACCUGAACGGCAGCCGGCUGUGAGGGCCCUGUGGGCCCAGCUGCAGCGCGAGAGACCAGAGCUGCUGGGUUCUUUCGAGGAAGUUCUGAUGCGAGCGUCAGCCUGCCUGGCAGAGGCAGCCAGGGAGCGCGAGGGCCUGGAGCAGGCACUGCGGCGGCGGGAAAGCGAGCAUGAGAGGGAGGUGCGUGGCCUCUACGAGGAGUUGGAGCAGCAACUCCGGGAGCAGCCGCAGCGCCGGAGGCAGAGCCAGAACCUUCCCCUGGAGGAGCGAAGGGGGCAUCUGGAGCUGCAGCUGCAGAGCCGCGAGCAGCAGCUGGAGAGGGCUGGCUUGCGGCAGCUGGAGCUGGAACGGCAGCUACAGGCCCGGGCUGCAGAGCAGCUGGAGGCGCAGGCCCAGAACACCCAGCUGCGGCAGGCUUGUGAGGCACUGCAUGCACAGCUGGAGGGGGUGCAGGAGCAGCUGCACAGACUGCAGGGUGAUGCUCGGGGCCGCCAGGAGCAAACACAACGGGACGUGGUUGCCGUCUCCAGGAACAUGCAGAAAGAGAAACUCAGCCUCCUACGGCAACUAGAGCUGCUCAGGGAGCUGAAUACACGGCUUCGAGACCUACGAGAUGAGAGAGACACCUGUGAGGCCAGGCUGCUCAGAAGCAGCCACAAGAAGGCUCUGGCCACAGCCCGCUGGCCUGGGCCCACCUGCUGCUGCUGCUGCAGCUGGGCUAGGCCCCCCAGACGUGGGUCUGGCCACCUUCCCAGUGCCCGGUAACCAGCUCCAAGUGACUCCCCUGGGCAUUACCUGGAGGAGCUGCCCCUCGAAGGCUACUUGUCCUGGGAGGAGGGCUACCAUUCAGGGUGUGGGCUCUAGCCCACAAAGACAUGCAGGAACUAACCUGUGGGUGGUAAAGGUCUCAAGGGACUCAUGUGCCCCUGCCAGGUGUGCCCUUGCCAAUACUUAUCCUGUUCCCUUGUCUAUCCAUCAAGGAAAAAACAAACAAAACAAACAAAAACUGCUAUAACGUC